This is a messenger RNA of Macrobrachium nipponense, 783 nucleotides long. RefSeq names its product disks large-associated protein 4-like. The transcript has a single exon. The record is from RefSeq and is a predicted model, not a curated record. Gene Ontology annotation, cellular component: glutamatergic synapse; postsynaptic specialization. Lineage: Eukaryota; Metazoa; Arthropoda; Malacostraca; Decapoda; Palaemonidae. The coding region runs from base 1 to 783 and encodes 260 amino acids. Gene Ontology annotation, molecular function: molecular adaptor activity. Gene Ontology annotation, biological process: signaling.
AUGGAAAAGAAGACAUCUAAGUUGGAAGGCACUCUUGAAUUUCCUCUCAACGAAAGCAAGGAUCUUAUGAAAAUGAAGACAGGAGAGGAAGAACAGGAAAAGAAUGGCAAAUAUUUCAUAAGAAUAGUGGAUAAGGAAGUUACUGACUUAGAACAAAUAAUAAACAGCGCAGAAUCUGAUCUGGAAACUUUCAGACCACAGAUGAGCGAGGAGGUACAAGGAAAGGUCCUUGCAGCUACAGGGAAAGCCCGCCUCCUCAUCGCUCAGAAGGUCGAACAGUUUAGAGGCCUGUGUCAACAAAACAUUGAUGGGCCCAAAGGUGAAGAACCCACUAUAUUGGCUGCAGAUCUAGAAGGCUUUUGGGACAUGGUGUCCAUCCAGGUGGAAAAUGUACACCACCUUUUCAAAGAGAUCAGUGUUCUUAAAACUAAUGGUUGGAAAGAGGACCUAAUUACACAGACCAUUAAUAAUGUCACCAAAGGCCACGAGAAGAAGAAACCAAUGAAAGUUAUGAAAAAGGCUAUGAAGAGUUCCUCUCAGGAACAAAAGUCAAGAGACGAGGCCCGGAAGAAACUACUGGAGGAGAGACGUAAGGCAAUGAAGGAGGCACUGAAAGCUAAAGAAGGUCAGCCUGAUGCAAAUGGCAGCAUAGAUGGAGUGGAAAUUCUUGUGGCAGAAGAGAAAAUAACCCAUUUGCAGGAGAAUUUACCAGGAGAAAAAGAGGACGAGCAGACAAAGCACAAUGAAGGUUGCCCAGGUAAAAUGAGAAAACACAAAGGAUGA